CUUUCCUAGUUCGCUGCAGAGUGCGGACUAAACAAAAGAGAAAGACAGAGACGAGGCGUUUGGCUCUGCUUCGUCUCACGUUAUAAAACAAACAAGCGUUAGACUCUCUGAAAGGGAAAGGGAAGAAGAAAUCUCGAUCUGGUCUGUUCUUGUCGUCGUGAGCACUGAACAGCCAUGGUGUCUGCAGGUUUGGUGAAGCUGAAUGCCUCCUCUUCGCAGUGGAUCGGACAACAGUCCUUCAACCAACGCCCUGGAUCGUCUCUUCGCUCGGCUCCCCGCCGAGUCGCUCUGCCCAUCCGUGCCGGAGCGUACACCGAGGAACUUGUUCAAACCGCUAAAUCUAUUGCAUCUCCUGGACGUGGUAUCCUUGCCAUUGAUGAAUCAAAUGCAACCUGUGGAAAGAGGCUAGCAUCCAUUGGUUUGGACAACACAGAAUCCAACCGACAGGCUUACAGGCAACUUUUGCUGACCACUCCUGGCUUGGGUGAAUAUAUUUCUGGUGCCAUUCUUUUCGAGGAAACACUAUACCAAUCAACAACAGAUGGAAAGAAAUUUGUAGACUGCUUGCGUGAGGAAAAAAUUGUGCCUGGCAUCAAAGUUGAUAAGGGUUUGGUUCCCCUACCAGGAUCGAACAAUGAAUCUUGGUGCCAAGGAUUAGAUGGAUUGGCUUCAAGAUCUGCUGAAUACUACAAGCAAGGUGCUCGUUUUGCAAAAUGGCGAACAGUAGUUAGCAUUCCUUGUGGUCCUUCUGCUUUAGCAGUUAAAGAAGCUGCAUGGGGACUUGCACGUUAUGCUGCUAUUUCUCAGGACAAUGGUCUUGUUCCUAUAGUGGAACCUGAGAUUCUCCUUGAUGGUGACCACUCAAUUGAGAGGACACUAGAAGUUGCAGAGCAUGUAUGGUCAGAAGUCUUCUACUACUUAGCACAAAACAAUGUAAUAUUUGAAGGUAUCCUGUUGAAACCCAGCAUGGUAACUCCAGGAGCUGAACAUAAAGAGAAGGCUUCUCCGGAGACUAUUGCUAAAUAUACACUCAAAAUGCUUAGGAGGAGAGUCCCCCCUGCGGUUCCUGGUAUCAUGUUCUUGUCGGGAGGACAAUCUGAAGUUGAAGCAACACUGAACCUGAACGCCAUGAACCAAAGCCCCAACCCAUGGCAUGUUUCGUUCUCAUAUGCACGAGCGCUGCAGAACUCUGUGCUGAAGACAUGGAAAGGACUGCCAGAGAAUGUAGAAGCUGCUCAGAAGGCCCUUCUGGUGCGUGCGAAAGCAAAUUCCCUUGCCCAACUUGGCAAGUACACCGGUGAGGGUGAGAAUGAGGAAGCCAAGAAGGGAAUGUUCGUUAAGGACUACAAAUAUUGAUGCAGAGAGGUCAUCAUAAAUCGCAUCUCUCAACCAUAUCUCUUAGAGGUGCGCUAAAAGCCAAGAAUUUCACUAAAUGUUAUUUUGUUAGUAGUUAACGUCUACUUAUCGGAUUCAGGAGCUUUCUUGUUUUUCUCUUUUUCUUGUAGCUUUUCUCUGCUAGAAGUGCGAUGCUUGAAUAACCAGUGAGAGAAUCAUGUGAACCCCUUUUUUUGAAAUAUAUAUAGCCCAAGAAAUGGGUUUGUAUUAGAAGGGAAGUAAGUAUACAUGUACUUUUAAUAAUUAAUUAAUAAUUCUUAUUUAUGCGUCUUAAAGAGGCACUCCAUGGAUGAUUUUCGUUCCUAAACCAAUGAAUGCUGUUGUUGCUUAGUCGUAA
Nelumbo nucifera (sacred lotus) is the source of this 1732-nucleotide messenger RNA. RefSeq names its product Aldolase superfamily protein (gene PDE345). The record is from RefSeq and is a predicted model, not a curated record. Lineage: Eukaryota; Viridiplantae; Streptophyta; Magnoliopsida; Proteales; Nelumbonaceae. Gene Ontology annotation, molecular function: fructose-bisphosphate aldolase activity. Gene Ontology annotation, biological process: glycolytic process.